CACCUUCAUCGUCAUCAAGGAAGUCAAGAUGGCGGAAGGUUGCGUUGUUUUUCGCUUCCGUUGUUGAAUUGUCGAACUUUGCCGCUAAAUUUCCCUGCACGGGAGUCAAAAUGGGCGAAGAAUCGCCGGUGUUGAGCUUGGCAAGCUCAGGGACGCUGAAGACCAAGUCGUGCACAACUGUCGCCGUGGUGGGAUCUGGUAACAAUCCGUCCAAGGGUCGUACGCAGGUCGUCCUGGACGAAGACGCCUACACGGCGGCGAUCGGGAAGAUCAUCGAGCGGGACUUUUUCCCGGACGUGCCCAAGCUGCGGGCCCAAAACGAAUACCUGGACGCACUCGAGGCGAACAACAUCACCAAGUUGAGGGAACUGCAGGAGAAGUACCAGCACCGAGGCGGUCCCAGAAGUGGCCUCCACGCGCUAUCUACACCAUCAACCUUUGAGACGCCGCACCUUCCCACUAGUGUGACACCUGCCCCGUCCGAGUCUGGCUGCAGCACUGCUGGGGGUUCUGCUGCAGGGGUCGAGGGCAGUGCCGCGUCGGAGGAGGACGAGGCGCAGCAGGGGAGGCGGAAGCAAUCAUUGGACUCCUUCCUGCACGGCCACACGAGUGAGGACAACGCCUCGUUCGGGUCCAUGGUGGUGGAGGCGGACCGCAGGCACCAGGAGAGGCACGGUUGGAUGCACAAAGACGAAGGGGCCCUCGCCGCACCGCUCGACAGGAUGCUCCGGGGGGCAGAGGGUUCCCUUGCCAUCGAGGGGCCGGGGGACGGUACCAAUGCCCCCGUCACCUGGAAGUACACCAACCGCAACUCCCUCAUGUACAUCCCUGAGGGGGUGCCACUGACGGAGGAGGAGCGGCGAGAGCGGGGCCCCGGCCGGGCCAUCGCCCACGAGCACACGCGGCUGGAGCGGGCCCCCUUCGACGAGCGGGUCAACCGGGAGACGCUGGCCCAGGCGGCCGGCGUGCAGGCCAAGGCCCUGGAGGGAAAGGUGGGCGUGGACGGACGCGAGUUGCAGGGCCAGGAGUCGCCCAAGGUGGGCGGCUUCGGCUUCGUCGCAACGCCCUCCCCCGCCCCAGGGGUGUCGGAGUCGCCCCUGCUGACGUGGGGCGAAAUCGAGGGGACGCCCUUCCUGCUGGACGGCAGUGACACCCCGCUGCCCCGCCACCCCGGGGGCCCCCAGUUCCGCAUCCCAGAGCCCCGGUCCAGGGAGCGGCUGGCCCUGUCGCUGGCAGAUGGGGUUGCCCGGCGAAGCGCCGCCCGACGCUCGGCCGCCCUCGACCAGAUGCGCUCUUCCUUCCUCAGCCCCGGCGCUUCCCCCUCUCCCAAGACACCGCUGGCGCGGCUGGGCACCAUGUCCCCUGCAGCGCGCCACCUAGCCUCGGCCAAGCUGGGCAUCUCGAAGGGCGUCGACCGGGCCCUCAGGGCCAGCUACACCCCGGGCCACACCCCGGUUCGGGACAAAGACGGCGGUUUGGCGGCCACGCCCACUCCCUCCCCGCUGCUGCCCUCCCCCGCCUCGUCGAGGAGAUCAACGCGGAAAGACGGCAACCCUGAAGAGGCCUCCUCGCUCACGGACAACCUGCUGCGGCUGCCCCUUAAGCGCAAGGCAGCGGCAGACUUCUUCUAAGGCGCCCAACGUUCCGUUGAGUGGAAAGCAUGGACGCGACAAUCCGUGCACGAGAAUGACAAGGCCAUUGUGGUGGAUUCUCCACGUCUUCUACCAGAGGUCACCACAGAUUGGGCACGAACGGCUGGGACUCGCAUUUUGUUGGCCAGGGCACGAGUCUCUGCUGGUUACAGACGCCGCACUCAGGUCUGGUCUCUGGCCUACACUGGCCUCCGGUGGGCGACCUAUAAAAUCCAGCGCCACGGCCUCGGACAUGCUGGCGAGACUUCGUCGGACUGCGAGGGAAAAGAUUACGGAUCUCAUGUGUGCCGCACGUUGACCAAGUUAUGCCACCAAAAAGGCAGGUGCUCAAACUAGUUCAGC
Messenger RNA from Ixodes scapularis (black-legged tick), 1994 nucleotides. RefSeq names its product splicing factor ESS-2 homolog (gene Es2). The record is from RefSeq and is a predicted model, not a curated record. The coding region runs from base 111 to 1631 and encodes 506 amino acids. The transcript has 7 exons. NCBI's taxonomy places the organism in Eukaryota, Metazoa, Arthropoda, Arachnida, Ixodida, Ixodidae. Gene Ontology annotation, cellular component: catalytic step 2 spliceosome.